This is a messenger RNA of Helicoverpa zea (corn earworm), 815 nucleotides long. RefSeq names its product methyltransferase N6AMT1 (gene HemK2). NCBI's taxonomy places the organism in Eukaryota, Metazoa, Arthropoda, Insecta, Lepidoptera, Noctuidae. The transcript has a single exon. The record is from RefSeq and is a predicted model, not a curated record. Bases 1 to 621 code for a protein of 206 amino acids. Gene Ontology annotation, molecular function: S-adenosylmethionine-dependent methyltransferase activity; protein methyltransferase activity; nucleic acid binding. Gene Ontology annotation, cellular component: eRF1 methyltransferase complex. Gene Ontology annotation, biological process: methylation.
AUGGAGACUCCCUAUCAGAACCACAUUGAUAAGGCUGACUUUGACCAUGUGUAUGAGCCUGCUGAAGACAGCUUUCUACUCAUAGAUGCCUUAGAAAAAGACCUACAAUACUUGAAAAGCAAAAACCCCAUAUUCUGCUUAGAAGUUGGUUCUGGCAGUGGUGUAGUUAUAACAGCACUUGGUAUGGCAUUCCCACACACUUUCUGCUUGAGCACAGAUGUCAAUUUAAAAGCUUGUGCAAUGACCAAGCAAACUGCUGCUUAUAAUAAAGUUAAUUUGGAUUCAUGCAACAUGGACUUGGCUAGUUCCUUCACUGAUAAUAUUUUUGAUGUUAUCAUCUUCAAUCCACCGUACGUGGUGACGGACAGUGAGGAGUGUGGAGGCAGUGACAUCACAGCUAGUUGGGCUGGCGGGGCUAAGGGCCGUGAGAUUACUGACAGGCUACUCAACAUGAUACCAAAGAAACUAGCCAAUAAUGGAGUCUUCUACCUUCUGCUUAUUGAAGAAAACAUUCCAGAUGAAGUUGUUCAAAUUAUGAACGGUUUUGGAUUUAAAUCUGAGACAGUUAUUAAGAGGAAAGUAAGAAAUGAGCAACAAUUAGUUUUAAAGUUUUAUAAGUAAAGGUCAUAUUCCUAAUCUGCAAUAUUAUUUUAACAGAUUGUUAAAGAACAUUUACUGCUUGUAGAUUAUUGUUUAUAGCUAAGGUAAAAUUAAACUACAGUUUAUAAUAAUAUAUUGCAGCCAAUUUGUUGUAUAUUAAAUAAGUUUAACAAUAACAUAUAAUAUGUAACAAAAAUAUAUUUUGUAAGCAAAAA